GCCCCCCGCGGGGCGAUGGGCGGAGGGAGGCGCGGAGCCGCCCCGCCGCGGGGGCCCUCUCGCCCAGCCCCCGCCUCCCUCCGCCCACCCAGAACCGCCCCAAAUCAAAGUGUCCCGAACCCCCGAACCCGGGCGGAGGGAGAGGUUUAUCCGGGCGGUCACCAUGAAGAGGAAUAAGGAUGGAGUGGAGAAGCCCUGCAACAAAGGCUGAGACUUUAGUCAGGCUGGCCUUCCUGGGGCCUAGCUCUAACUACUCUGUCAAACCUGGCAGUGCAACAUGAUUAAAAUGAGGAGGAAGAAACUGUGGGCAUCUUGCUUCUGCUUUGCAGCUGCCUUUUUCCUUUUCAUGACACUGCAGGUUGUCACUGAACUGGGCAAUUCAGAGAAUAUGGUGGCAGUAAUCUCCAGUUUACACAGUGGCCCAUUAAAGCCUGCGGAGAGAUAUGCUUUUCAAUUUAAGAAGCAGGAACUUCACAGCAGCCUGAAGACAGAAUCUAAUGUAAAUCACUACCCCAUCCUGCUCUGGUGGUCUCCCCUGACUGGAGAGACAGGGAGAUUGGGUCAGUGCGGAGAGGAUGUUUGCUUCUUUACCAUCAACAAGACCUACCAGCACAAUCAGAUGACGAGAGCAUUUCUGUUCUAUGGAACUGACUUCAGUAUAGACAGCCUACCGCUCCCUCGUAAAGACUACCAUGAUUGGGCCCUUUUCCAUGAAGAGUCACCAAAAAACAACUACAAACUCUUCCAUGAACCAACAAUCACCUUAUUCAACCACACUGCAACAUUUAGCCGCAAUUCUCAUCUACCCCUGACCACUCAAUACCUUGAGAGUGUAGAAGUCUUGAAAUCACUGACGUAUGUGAUCCCACUGCAGAUUAAGAACAGCCUGAGGAAGAGGCUUGCACCACUUGUCUAUGUGCAGUCUGACUGCAACCCUCCUUCUGACCGAGACAGCUAUGUGCGUGAGCUGAUGUGCCACAUUGAAGUAGACUCUUAUGGGGAAUGUCUACAUAACAGAGACCUUCCUCAGCAUCUCAGAAAUCCAACUGCCAUGGAUGAUGGGAACUUCUAUAAAGUACUGGCACAGUACAAGUUCAUUCUAGCUUUUGAAAAUGCUAUCUGUGACGAUUACAUCACUGAAAAACUCUGGCGGCCACUGAAGUUGGGAGUGGUACCAGUGUACUUUGGAUCUCCCAGCGUUGUAGACUGGCUUCCUAGUAACAGGAGUGCAAUUCUUGUGUCUAGUUUUUCUCACCCUCGGGAGCUGGCUCGCUAUAUUAAAAUACUAGAUACAAACGAUCAAGAAUAUGAGUCCUACCUACAAUGGAAACUGAAAGGGGACAUUUCCAACCCCAGGCUGCUUACAGCAAUGAAGGAACGCAAGUGGGGAGUGCAAGAUGUCACCCAGGACAAUUACAUUGACACCUUUGAGUGCAUGGUGUGUAACAGAGUGUGGGAAAACAUACGAAGGAAAGAAAAGGGAUGGCUGCCGCAGAGGUGGAAGGCUCAUGUUAACCAUCUGACAUGCCCCAAACCAGAGGCAUUCUGGUUCUUGUCUUCAAACCGUGGCUGGACUUCUCUCCAAGAGAUGUGGAUACCAAGCUAUGAGCAAUCCAAGAAAGAAGCCUGGGCGCUGAGGCAGCUGGUGGAAAGGAACAGGAAUUUUACAGCUGAAGAGUUUUGGAUGCUUGUGUUCAGAGAAUAAACACAAUAACCUGUAAAGAGGAGUGAGCUCCUCAGAACAUUCUGUGGAAUUUUCUUAUGUAGGUAACUUUACUAUAUGUAGGAUUGGUAGUCACAAGAAGUAGACCUGUAAGACUGAGUUUAGUAUGUUCAGUGCUCAAGGAGUACUAAGGAGUGCUAAAAACCAGAGUGACCCUGACAGGUGAUAUGUAUGUGUAUGUGUAUUAUAUUUAGAAUUACUUAUCUUUAUAUUAAUUAUUAUUAGUUCAGACUUUUGAGCAUUUAGGCACAAGUUGUCAAGGCUCUGAAAGCCCAGUUCUAAGCACACAGCUAGUUCCUAUGAAGCAGAUGGAUCUCACUCCAUCUUUAGAUACACAACUGUGCUCAUGGUGUCAAGACCCUUCUUCCCCUAGUUCAGGAGCCUCCUUUGCUGCAUCAAUAGCAACAGGCUGGAGAGCAGCUGGCACCAUUGUACUGGUACAGCUUCUGUGCUACUUUGGAGGUAGAGGAAAAACUUGGGACUGUGCCCCUGGCUUAUUAUCUAUUUUCCUGGCAUCAGCAAAUUUAACGGGGACUUGGCAGGCUUUGUGUCCUGACAGUGAGUGCCAAUGUAAAGUGCAUUAGUACUUGGCAGAGGGAAGGACCAUCUGUUACUGUCCAGGGACAGAUUGAAUUAAAAACGUGCUGGCUCAGAUUUACCCACCAUCUUCUGCUAAAAAUAAGCAGAGCAUAUGAAUAUCUCUACUCCCCAGAAAUAGAGCUGGCCUCCAUCUGACUUACUUACAUUCUUGCCUUUCUGAUGAUGGACUAGUAUCACAUAUAAAUAUGGAAUUAUGUGCUUGAAAGGGCAGGGAUAAAACUGAGUCUGUUGGUGCUGAAAAAUCUUCAACAGACACAAGAAGAGAUGGGUGAUCACACUACCUGUUUUAACAUAGAAAACCUCAAAUUAUCUGACAAAAAGAUCUUGGUGGUCCUGGCCAUCACUUGCCAAAGGACACACCCUUGCCUCUUACGCUGACUGUUGCAGUUUUCAUCAUAAUUCUUCCAGCCUCAGUCUGUGGAGUAGUCAACUUCCACAGUAUCUGCAAAAUGGCAUUAUCUGGGUGUAGCCAUUCGGACGAGAGACAGUCAUUCAUACUCAUACCUAUUUAUGAUGACACAGGCGACUCUGACUAUCAAUGGUGAAGUUCUUCACAUUGCUGGAAAGGCAGAUUUUCACCUGUAUGAUAAUUUCCAUGGAAUUGCUCCUUGUAGCAGGCUAUUUUAAGGCUGCUGUCAAGCAUCUGGCUGUUUUAUGAAUGGUUAGCCAUGGGGAAGGAUGUGAAUAGUGUUUGCACCAACAAAUUCUUCUGCAAAAUCUGCUUGCCUUGGAACAGUUUCCUUACCAGAAAUUUCAUCACCAAUUCACUGGUCAAUUUUUUAUUACUUUUAAAUCUAGCAAGAGAAAGAGCAGUUCUGUGGCCAUAAACCAUAUACUAUUGGUCCCUGUUUCUAUGAGCAUAUACUUAAUUUUGAUUAAGCCAAACAGUCCCACUGGAAUUUCCUACCUCUAGUGUUUUGCCACUAUGGCUUAUAGCAUCUGCUGGACUUUUCUUAAACGUUUUCCCUAUUGGUUUACAGUGCAAAUGAUUAGUUAACUAAAUUCCACAAAUGAGGCCAUUCAGGAAAAUGGCAUUAACAACAGACUUGUAGGGUUUCCUGAAUCAAGACCUAGACAUAAAUACCACAAUAUUUGCAAAGGGAACUGCUGAAUCCCCACCCAUUGCUGUGAAUCUCUGUUUCUCCUCACAGAAUAACACAGACUAUCUGCAGCAUGAAGGACUCUCUUUUUUUUUUUGUGAUGUUUUGCUGUCUCCUUUGCCACAAAUAUCAAGCCAUGUUUUUUAAAGACCUUGGGAGCUGCACAACUGAAGAUUUUUUCUUUGUUUUUGUGGUAGAAACUGACAGAUCCCAAGCUUCCUGAGCAAUCUGGUAGAUAGAUAUUAUCCAAAGAUAUGAGGCAUAUUUCUCUCAGAGAGUUUAUGGUGUGUUAUAUUUAUUAUUAUUUACUUUGGUGGAGUAGGAGGGAAAGGAAGAAUGAAGUUUACAACCAAAAAUAUGAAAUUUCCAGUGGUCAACAUCAGGUGUUUCAGAAGAGAGAACAUCUUCAUCCCUUCAUCCACUGAUAUACACAAUAGAAAGAGGAACACCCAGAGCAGCUGGCUGAACAUAUUCCAUGUAUAAUUGUCACAAAGCCUCAAAAAAUCCUCUGAAAAUGCAUUCUCUUUAGAAGACAAGCACUAAGCUCUUGGUUCCCAAAGGCUAGCUCAGAACAAUUGACCUCUUGGCCUUUAAUUACCCUUAAGAGUCUUUUUUGCCUGUGCUAGAUGGAGGGAAGUCUUAGUGAAUGUGACCCUGGGAGACUUGCGACAAAUAUUUGUGCAAGCUCAUCAAGUAUAAGAAAGAUUGACCGUCAUGAAUUUUAAGUUGAUGUCUUUUCCCCCCUCUAUUGCUCUGAGAAGAAAUAAGCGGAAGAAGCUGACCAGUCUCUGGUUUUGGUGGUGGUGUGGUUUUUUUUUCUUUCCAACUGGGGGGAGGGGUGCUAGCUGAUUUGCUAGCCUUCCUGCCAUGUGCAGGUUUAAUUCUGGCUGCAGAGUAAUUCAGUUUGUUUGGCCGGCUCAUGUAUGUCCUGGAUGGCACAGAUCUUUCUUUUUUUUCAUUUUUUUUUGCCAUUGAAAGGAAAUAACAACACAGUUGAGAAAACUUCUCUAUUUCUAACAACAAGAGCUGAUUUUGUGUGAAUUAGUGCAUGUUUCCCAACCUCUUGCAUAGUAGUAACAAGCAGUCCUGAUUUCCCCUUUUGUGGGAUACACGACACAAAGACAGUUCCUACUAGGCUUGCGUUUAUUCCUGUGCAUCCACAUCCAUCUCCUCACCAGUACUGUCAUUUGCACCUGAAAUACAAAAACUUGAGACUAGACUGCCUUCAGAAGAUGCCUUCAGUCAUCUUUGAAGUAUCUCUGGGAAUGGGCAGCAGUCCCAGCGGGGCUGGGAGAGCAUGGGGAAGGAGAUCACCCUGGAGGUAAGCCCAGGAUGUGGUCCUCCUUCUCUCUCUCCUUAAGGAAAAUCAGGAUUGAGACACGGACAAAUACAAGCAGAGAUUGCUUUUGCCUUUCCAACUACAGUCCCCUGGCCUCUCUGUGCCCAGCCUCUGCCUUCCAUAAAGUCCCAGUGUUGUAUCUGCACCCAUGUGCCUCUCAUCCUCUGUGGUUAGGUAAGGAAACAAAAUGCAAGAUGGUUAUUUUUUCACUGCAAUGAUUUGCUUACAUUUCUCCACUUCCACUGUGUCAGAGGCCUGAGCCUUCUCCCUGUUCUCCAUGGGGUCUGGCUGCCUAUCCUCAAGGCCUGCUCUGACCCAGAGCAGUGAUACCUGGGAUCAGACUGCAGGGAAACAGAUAAGAUGUGUGUGAGAAGAAGCCAUGAGAAGCCUCAUCUGGGGCCUCCUUUGUCAUUCCAGAGCUACUUUUGAGGUCCUGAAUCCCUGUCCAGGCUAUGCUGUGCCAUGCCCUAUCCUGGCCGUGGGGCUGACCCUGGACCCAGGCCAACAUGCUGUCUGAAUAUUUAACUGAAUAUUCUGCUGUCUGAAUAUUCUGUCUGAAUAUUUAACUACUUCAUCAUGUGGGCCUUCUGGGUGAUCACUAGGCUGUGGAUGGCCCUAUCCUUCAUUACUACCAUUAGCCCUGUUCACUGGCUUGUGGUGCAGUAAUCCCUCCACCCUGGUGGACAUGCUGCACAACUGGCAGUGGAAUUUUGUUCUCCAGACAGGAGCCCUUCCAGAAUGUGUCAGAAAAAGUCCCUGGGAUUACCUGGUCCUGCCAUCAUGAGGCUUCUUCCAACUGUAUAAGGGUUGUUUUGCUUCUUGGUGAGCUGGUCCACAACUGGUCUACACCAUAUGUCCCCAUUUCUUGUGACUAAUACCCACAAGCCUUUGACAGCCACAUCCCCUGUCCCCAUCCUUUGCCUACUGUGCUCUGCCCCUCUUUGCCUUCUCACAGCACUCCAGUGGUGGGGUCUCUCCUGCCCCGCUGAUUUGAUCCCGUGUGUGCACAGUUCCAGGAUUCUUUCCUCUUCUGAGCUCUGGUUACUCAUUCUGUUUUUCCCAGACUGGUUCAUUUUUUCAUAUUUGCUCUUCAAAAAUGCCCUUGCCGCUGACAAUAACCAACACACUUGGCUUAUUCCAUUUCCUUGAGAAGAGCCUUGCGGAGUAGGGGUGUUAACACAGGUGGGAGCAGAUCGUAAGAGAUUGCUGUGCUGGGCAUACAUUAGACAAACAAUAGAGUAUUUACCCCAGAAAAUGGACAGCAGGCCAGUGACUGGGAAAAUAAUUAGAGAAUAGAAAUGCAAGGAGCACUUUGACUGUAUUCAUUUCAGUGCAAGACAAGACUUGAUCCUAUGCUGUGGGUGCACAACUGUGCAUUGUGGGCUUCAGGGGUCAAAUCCUAGCUUUCCUCCCUCAUUCAGCACUAUAGAGAGAAACAAAGCCAAAUGCUUACUUCUGGCAGGUAUUAAAGAAAGCCAAGGAUCUCGAUGCCAGUAAUACACAUUUGCAAAGCACGUGUUUACUCUGUUUUUUCAGCAGCCUGGCAUUAGCCUAAUCUUACAUACUAUCAGGGUGGCUGUGUGCUUCUGUAGAAAGUGUAUGUGCUAUUGCAUGUCCAUGAGAUGAAUGGUGGGGAGGUUUCAUAUAGCCCACGUAGCAGUGUCACACGCUGCACAGCUCUGUGGGCACUGUUCUAACAACUGGCUGAGGUUGAAGCCAGGAUCUCUCUGUGUAGUUAAUGGAAAGAAAGAACUUGACUGACUUACCCUUCACAGCAGCACUUUUUUCCAGCAGUGGUAAAGAUGGAAGGCCAGGUAGUAAGGGGCAGGGUGGAAAAAUGCUGGUGUUCUGCUGGCUGACAUUGCCCCCUAGACGUUUUUAAACCACUGUUAUUGAAUCCUCAUGUGCAAAUCUUGUUUUUACCGUGUCUCCCACACUCAGGAUUAAUGAAUUAAUUAUUGAAAACUGACAGCUAUUUGCUGAUCUGUUAAGUUUCUGGCCUCAGAUAAAGGUGUAGAGACAGCUAUUGUGCAUCUGAGGAAUCAAACAUCUUGAAUGCAAUCUUGUCUAAUAUACAUAUAUAAAUUCUGCAGCGAAAAUCUCACCUGAAGAUUGCUAAUGUUGCAAAUCAAGGCAGAAUGAAGAACACUUGUGUAACUGGGCUUCUUAAAAAUAGUUUUUUUUUCCCAAGGAUAAACCAAAUAUUGUGGGAAGUUGGGGCAUCACCAAACUCUUGAAGCCCAUCCCAUUUUGCACUCCUGGUCCCAUCCCAAGCCAACCCUCUCUCCCCGAAUCCUGAUCCCUUCACUUGCGGCCCAUUCUUAAGCUGGAGUGAGGUGAGAGUCUGGGAAAAGCACCAUCCAAAUGGACUUAGCCAGAAGCUGUAUCCUUUUGCCCAGGCACAGGAGAAACACCUGGCAUCUAUAACCUAACAUGGCACAUUUGACUUGCUUGUUUGGUAGUCUUCUAUACAUAAAAAAACUACAUUAAAUGGCAGGAUGCUGCAUGUUGCUUUCUCAUGGCUUCUGACAGAGAGACUUCUUCCUUGGUGCAGGCUUCAUGGCUGCUUGGCAGCUUUGUCAAUCUCCCUUUGAAUGCUCUGUGCUCCCUGCAGAAAAGUCAGUUACUUCUGGACCUCCGGCAUGUGUCUUCUGGAUGGAGAGGUGUCCUCGGUGGACACUGGUUGCUGCAGUCCUUGAGACAGGGCGGAGUGAGGCAGCUUGAGAUGCAGCAGCUGCAGCCUGGAGGUGGUAGUGACAGUUUAUAAGUAAUAAUCUGGCAAAUUUUCCACGGUGAUGAGACUCAGAAAAUAAUUGUGUUUUUUUUUCCUCUUUGCUGGCAUUCUUUCUGAGUGUUUUAAUGGGCACACUUUGCAGUUUCAGGUAUUUCUUCAGCAUGGGUAGACCUCAGAAAUCCUUUGUUUCUUUAUACAUAUGAGGAAAUGCUCUCAUAUUUCCCUGUUCAGCUCUUGGCACAUUGAGAAAGACACUGCAUAAACUGUGCAAGAUCUAUGAUGAAACCAAGUGACUUGGCAGUCAGAGUAUGGCUCCCCAGGAGAGGUCAUAUGCUCACGAUAGAUUCGUUAUCCCCAGGAUCAUGUGUGCCUUUUGUAACUACACCACAAAACUC
Molecule: messenger RNA, 7891 nt
Organism: Cuculus canorus (common cuckoo)
Lineage: Eukaryota; Metazoa; Chordata; Aves; Cuculiformes; Cuculidae
Gene: POFUT3
Product: fucosyltransferase 10
Exons: 5
Coding region: 278-1705 (475 amino acids)
Cellular component (GO): Golgi membrane
Molecular function (GO): alpha-(1->3)-fucosyltransferase activity
Source: RefSeq, a predicted model, not a curated record